UAAUUUGAGUUUUCAGCCCCUGUUUUAUUUUUCUAAAGAGAAGAGCUGUCAGUGUUGAGUGACUGACUUCUCAGCGAUUCUGACGUUUCUCUGCUCACUUUAUUUUCAUAUUUUCUAGCCAAGUAUCGUUUUGUUUCUUUAGUUGUGCAAAAGUAAAGGAUAAAAUCAUGUCUACAGCAGACAUACCAGAGAUAUUCAGGGCUUUUCUGGAAACACCAUUUACUUUACCAAGCUUUGACAUAAAUGAAACAGACAAGGAGAAGUUAGGAUUGGACAAUGAUGCCGACCUUAGCGGAGGAGGCAGCGGGAUGGAGCCAUCAGCCGCCCUCACCCCAGCCAUCUGGGACAAGACCAUUCCCUACAACGGUGAGAACUUCCACUUGGAGUACAUGGACCUGGAGGACUUCCUCAUGGAGAACGGCAUCGCCGCCUCACCCGAAGAAGAGGUCACAGUCAAGACGGAGCAGGUCAAGUCGAAGCCGACCGACCCUGCGUCCCUGACACCUGUCAACGAGCUGGUCAAGGGUGAUGAAGAGAUAGUGAUCAUCACAAACAGCGAGACUGACAUCACAUGUGACGUUACAGCAGAAGUAACAACAGAUCCUGCCACCCCAGACCCCAUAGAUCCCGACGACAUCCAGGUUGACGUCAACUACGAGCCGGACCCCACCGACCUGGUCCUAUCGAGCGUACCGGGGGGCGAACUGUUCGACCCUCGCAAGCACAAGUUCACCGAUGAAGAUCUCAAGCCUCAGCCCAUGAUUAAGAAAGCCAAGAAAGUGUUAGUCCCUGACGAGCAAAAGGACGAGAAGUACUGGCACAGGCGAAAGAAGAACAACGUGGCUGCCAAACGCUCACGUGACGCCCGCAGGCUAAAAGAGAACCAGAUCACUGUGCGAGCGGCGUUCCUGGAGCGCGAGAACUCUGCGCUGAGGACUGAAGUGGCCGACCUGCGCAAGGAGUGUGGCAGCUACAAGAACAUCGUGGGGAAGUACAAGGUCAAAUUUGGAAAAUUGUAAGGAACUGGGAAAACACUACACUAUUGUGAAUGACACAAGGCUGCAACGGCUUGGAAUCUUUGUUGGCCAUGUUUAUCAAAAAGGAAAAAAAUGCCCAGGAAGGGAAGUAAAAAAGCGUGGGUGGCAUUUGUUGCCUAGUAAACUGUUCCAAGUCAUGACAUAAACACAAAAUGAUGCAUCUUACUCCUUUCUUCUCUUCUCUUUCAAGUGCGCUGCCAGAAGAUGUUUAGACUACGCUUGAAUUAUUUGACUCAAGUUUGAAUAAAUAAAUCGAAUGGUGAGGUUUUAGUACUGACAAAAAGAGAUUAAAUCUGAUGAGGAAGAAGAGGAACAGAAGAUUCAACAUUUUUGAGGCAUGUGCUUCUCAUGUUCUGUACUUUUAUCAUAUAAGAGAAAUGUUUUUUUUAUCUUUAUCACAUCUCUUAUUUUUAGAUCAAUUAUAAGGCUUAGUUUAGCAAUAGUUUAACCUCAAUUUAUUGGUCGUUUUGUAGCAUGGUAAUUAUUCCAGGUUGCUUCCAUUUCUUUUCAUGUUAAACAAAAUGUAUAUUUUUUUUCUUUGGAUAGAAAUGUAAACCGUUAGAAAAUAUUGAGAUUUAUUCAGGGAAAUACAUUGUCCUGGUUUUAAGUGUGUGUGUGGUGUGUCUGGAUUGGAUGUGUGACACUCCAUCAUUUCACGUCAUGUAAAUAGUUUUUGCCAUAAAAUAGUACUUGUACGCCAUGCUCAACAUUUUUGCAUCCUGUUUUCCAUGUGUAGAAAAAAAAAUUAGCUUUCAAAUAACGAUACUUGGAGAUCAUCUUGGAGGAAACGGAACUUGCAUAGUUUGCAAGUUUGUUAUUUGACCUUUUUUUUCAUCAUUUCAAAACUACACAAAUGUUAAAGUUGAAACUAUUAGUUGUCAAAAAAUGUUAUGUAAGUAUUUCCAGUGUUCUUAAUUCAUGUUCAAUUUCUCUGCCGCUUCCACAUCGGCAUUAUUUGUUAGCAAGGAACAUGUUAAUGUAUAUAAUAAUUUUGUGGACUUAAAACAUACCUCAAUAUAUCAAAACACUUCCAGCCUUAUUCAUAAUCAAGUGCAGUUUCACAAGAUCUCAAGCAUCACCUAUAAGUGAAAUAUCAGGUUGACACCAACAACAGGGCUUCCUGACCUGUUUGUAGUUUUCAUGCUUUCUGCUACGGUUCAGGUUGCAUUGCUUUUACAGUUACGUCUUUGUAAAGUACUAUCUUGACAUUUUCAGUGGUGUAGUUACAUUUAUGUAUAUACAUUGUGUAUAAAUAAAGCCUUGUUGAGAGAA
Molecule: messenger RNA, 2309 nt
Organism: Syngnathus acus (greater pipefish)
Lineage: Eukaryota; Metazoa; Chordata; Actinopteri; Syngnathiformes; Syngnathidae
Gene: tefa
Product: TEF transcription factor, PAR bZIP family member a
Exons: 4
Coding region: 168-1019 (283 amino acids)
Biological process (GO): regulation of transcription by RNA polymerase II
Cellular component (GO): nucleus
Molecular function (GO): RNA polymerase II cis-regulatory region sequence-specific DNA binding; DNA-binding transcription factor activity, RNA polymerase II-specific
Source: RefSeq, a predicted model, not a curated record